Molecule: messenger RNA, 1059 nt
Organism: Macadamia integrifolia
Lineage: Eukaryota; Viridiplantae; Streptophyta; Magnoliopsida; Proteales; Proteaceae
Product: SAGA-associated factor 11
Exons: 4
Coding region: 299-835 (178 amino acids)
Cellular component (GO): SAGA-type complex; DUBm complex
Source: RefSeq, a predicted model, not a curated record
UUCCUCUUUUUUUCUACAUGGGCCUAGCCCUUGUGUUGGUUUUGGACUUGGACAGAUUCUCUGCGCUGAUCUUCAACUCCAUCUCUCUCUCUCUCUCUCUAGAAAUUUUCCUUCUUGCGUAAAAGUUCGGCCCUUGAAACGCGGUUUAUGGAGCCCGGGCUCUCUGUUACAGUCACAAUUAUCUGAGCGCCUAUCAAGUGUAACAAGAAGUUUGUGGAGACAUACCAAGAUAGCCUCCAAGUGAAGAUUUUCCAAUAAUUAGGUGUCAUAUUUGGUUUGCUAACUUAUUCCUAAAAUCAUGUCAGCCCCGAAUGAUGAUAAUGCAUCUGCUCAUUCUCAGUUGUCAUCUCAUUUUUUCACGGGCCUUCUAGACUCAAUAAUUGUUGAUGUUGCAUCCGAGUGCCACAGGAUAGCUAGGUUGGGUCUUGAUCGUAAUUUGGAAGAAGAAGAAGAAGAGUUGAGGCUGUCAACACAAGCUCGAGUGAUGGUAGCUGAUCCUAGUAAUAGUGGUGAAGCAAACAGCAAGUAUGUUGUUGACAUAUUUGGCCAAACUCAUCCUGCUAUUGCCAAUGAAAUAUUUGAGUGCAUGAAUUGUGGCCGGGCAAUCAUGGCUGGAAGGUUUGCUCCUCAUUUGGAGAAGUGCAUGGGCAAGGGUCGGAAGGCUCGGCUCAAGGCAACAAGAAGUAGCACAGCUGCACAGAACCGGUACUCACGCAGCAGCCCAGCUUCAGCAUACUCUCCCUACUCCAAUUCCCAUACCGUAAACCGGGUUGUAAAUGGAACACAUGUUGUUACAGGUGAGGACCAUGCGGAGAGCACUUUUGAAGAGACUUGAAGUUCCUAGAAACAGUGGUCUUUUGAACAUCAAUAGUGAGUGAGCCUCCUAAGUACAUGCCAUGUUGGUUUGGGGUUUUUGAUUGUAUUGUGUUUGCAAAUGGGAAAAUAUAAACUUCAUGUCUUUGCCUUUGGGACUUGCUUUGGCAGCAUGGCCUCUUCUUGCUCAACAUGGCCUGUGAAUGAUCAGAGAGUAAGUUAAUUAAAGUCUUCUUUAUUUGUUUA